AGAAAGAAAAAGGAAUUUCAAUUACUAUACGUAUGUGCAAUUUUUUCCUUUUGUGUCAAGAGCAUGUUAUCUUUGUGUCUAAUUGUGUAAUUGAAAUAACAAAAUAUAAUUAUGCCUGGCUUGUUUUUUUUUUCAUUAUAAGCUACCAACUAAAAACAAAAACAAAAAACUGAUUACAUCUGAUAAGAUCUAUUAUUGUAUUUCCCCCCUCCCCCGCAAAACAAAAUCUUCUCUCUAUAUAUAACAUAUGUAUGUAUGUACGAGUACGUAAUAUAUUGUAUUGUAUUGUAUUGUAUUGAAUGUAAUGCGCCACUCGAUAAGUGAGCACAGAUGAGAGCCGAUGAAUUUUUAAAGAAUGUUAAAUUAUAUUGUAAUUGUACUUUUGUUGACUAUUAUGUAAUUACGCUUUGCUGUAUAUUAGUUAUGUACAUUUUUAGCUAAAUUACUAAAACGCUAAAGCAAAACAAAUUAAAUUAAAUUAAAUUAAACUACAACAAUAAGGGACAAGCACAUGCUGUUACGUUAUUGUUAGUAAUCUAUCAUAUGAAUUAAUUGUUCGUGUAUAAAUACAAAAUUACAACAUUUCGAAAUUCAAAAUUAACUUUACAUUGGUCGAGAAAACAUAAAACUAAAAAAAAAACGUAUAUAAAAAAAGAAAUGGUUUAAACUUUAAAGUGUUUAACCGACAAAACUUUAUUGUAAAUUGCAGCAAAAAGAAUUCUGAUAAAAAAGGCUUACUUAAUCUUAACUUCAACAUGAACACGAUACCAAAUUCAUAAGAUUAACACACACACACACAUGCAGAUACAUACACAAGUACAUUAAAUAUACUAAUGCAUACAUAUAUGUCGCAUAUAGAGCAUACUCGUAUACUAACUAUGUAUCUACACACACAAACACACUCACACACACACAUAUAUACUUAUAUCUAAAGUAAUGACAAUGACAAGCAAUUUGAAGCAAACUAAGAAACAAUUUCAAUUUCAGAUACAUUUCAGAACAAUUCGACGAUGUUGAUGAAAACGUAAAUGAAAACGAUAAUGAUAAUGAUAAUGAUAAUGCUAAUGAUAUUGAUAAUGAAAACGAUAAUGAAGCUACUAUUUAAAAAUACGAGCAACAAAAGCUAUUAUGCUAUGCUAAAGGGUAAAAGGCAUUUAUUCAUACCAACCAAACAAAACACAACAAAAACAAAAACAAAAAAUACAAACCAAAACAAACAAACAAACCAAAAGGAAAACCAGCUUAUAAAUACCAUAACUUAACACGUACCACGUAAUAUCGUAACGUAAAUAGCAAUAGCGUAUACUAGUUGAUAUUAGCAGAGCUACAGCCUCAGCAAAAACUUGUUGUAUAAAAGAUUGAGCUAGACUUUUAAAUGGUAUAAACGUACAUGUUUAUAAUAUAUACAUAUUUACAUAUAAUUGAGAUCGAAUGCUGUAGAUAAAUGUGUAUAGAAAUAAAACAAAAGAAACCCAUAUUCAAAUGUUUUCAAUGUACUCUAUAUGAAUGAAACGUUUCUCUAUAUAAUUUAAGGUCUCGUCUUUUAGUUGUCCCUCAUUUGUCUACAUAUGAUUUAUCUCAAUACAAACUCGAGGACACCCUGACAAACUACUAUAUUCAUAUUUUUUUUUUUUUGAAAACCAGACCAGACCAUUUACAGUACAUAAAAUACAAUUACAAAUACAACUACAACUACAAUUACAACUAACAAGAAGAACAAACAAAAACAAGAAAAAACUGUGCCACCUAGUACAUAACAACAAACAGUUAUAUAUCUGCAAUAUAUAUGUAUACACGUACGACUUGUAAUAUAUAUAUAUAUACAUUCAUACUAAAUUAUAUAGACAAGAUGAAAUCUCAAUGCUCACUUUUAUAUUUUUAUCAUACAUACUCGUACUCGUAGUACUUACAAGGUAUAUCAAGAAAAAGAACACAAAACGAAGCACCGUAUGCAACCCUGAUGGAACUACUUAAGAAACAAACAUAGUAAACUUUAAAGUGAUGAAACAUAUUUAUAAACUAUACAAGUUAUAUAGUACAUAUAUUGUAUUGGCUUUGCAUAGAAUUUGUCGCAAGAUUUCGGUUCGAUCGGAAUCGAAAUAACGCGACAAUUUCUGGAGUAAAGUCAAAAGCUUUCUAGCAUCAUUGCUUCUGCCUCUAAAGUACACACAGAUUACGUUAACUUGGUUCAUUGCGAGACAUACACACUCACACACACAUAUUUAAUCUAACACCUCUCAAUUGCCCUUUUGUUAAUCACCUAAUUAGGAAGUAUCAAGAAUUUGGCGAACAGAAAGACGAAAACACCAGGCAUAAACGCAAAAGAUCGAGCUAAACCGCAUAGUGCAUAGUGUUAAAGAGUAUUUAUUUCAGUUGUGUAUAUUGUAAAGUCAAGAAAUAUUGAAGAAAGCAUAAAGUUAAACAUUUAAAAGGAAACCAUUAAGAAAGAAAACAAUUUAUUGAAAAUUAAUAAUAUGUAAUUGUAUUUAUCAAAAUUUAAAAGCAAAGUAACAAAAAUAACAAAAAAGAAACUAAAAACUAAAAAAACGUAAAAAGUAAACGCAUUAGCAUAGCAAUGAAAAUUAAAAAGGAAAAAAAAAACUAAAAAAAAACACAAACAAAUGAUAUGAUAUAUGAUAUGAAAUGAUUCAAGAAGCGCUGAUUUAUUAUUAUAUUAUUAAUUAAAUUAUUUCAAAACAAGAGAAAACAAAUGAUAUUGUCCUUGGUAUUUACAUAUACAUACAUAAAAAAAGAAAGAAAAAUAAAAACAAAACGUUUUUUUAUAUAACAACCAUUUUCUUGCAGUGCAUUCGAGUAGUUUGUUAUGUUAUCUUUCGAUUAUUUCGAUUCCUAACUGAUGAACCGGUUAAACGGCCUGUUUUACAUAGCAAUGCGCCGUGUUUUGAUCAACAAACUGGCCUCAGUUUGCCAUAGAAUCGCAAUCCAUACGGAACAACGAGUUAAUAUGCCGCAGGCCAAUCUUAAACUGAGUGCACACGAUCAGCAGGUGUUGGAGUCCGUCUUCAAUCCCUUGGAGCUCAGUGGCAUUGUGCCCCACAAUGGUGCUAUCCAGGCCGAAAUGGAACUAAUCGAUGUCGAGCCGGAAUCGGAAAAUCUGCAAGCAUCUAGAGAACUUGAACUGCUCGCUGUGCGUUUAACGGAGCAGGGAGAAUUGGAUGAGGCAGUACUGAAAUUCGCAGAGGCAUUGCGGCUCUCUGAACGAGCCUCCGUUUUUAAUAAUCGAGCGCAAACAUUGCGCUUGGCCAAACGUGAUAACGAUGCUCUUGAGGAUCUAAAUCGUGCUCUGACACUCGCAACCGAGCAACAACUGCGCACCAAAUGCCACGCCUACUGUCAACGUGGCGUGUUGCAUAGAAAAUUGGAAAACUUGGACGCUGCACGCACCGACUUUGAAGCUGCCGCGCAGCUUGGCAGCAAAUUCGCCAGAGAACAGCUGGUGGAAAUCAAUCCAUUUGCUGCACUCUGCAAUCAAAUGCUGCGCCAAGCCUACGAUCAACUGAAAUGAGCGCUUCACGUUCAGCAUCGGCUCUGAUUUAGCGAAUAAGGCGAACGCUCGUUAACAUAAAUAAAAAUUAAUUAAGCUCAAGACGCGUCAUUUUAUGCGAUAAGCGACAGCAAAAGCAACCGGUGGCGAUGCCGCGUUAUGUGGCAAGCUGCAAAUUCGAGCGGCAAACAGCAAGCAAGCCAGCAAAAAGCAAAAAAAAAGUGGCACGUGGAACGCACUGCACAGUUGCAACCACAAAAGUCUCGGGAUUCGGGAGUCAAGAGUCGUGAGCUCUCGGGGGCCAAUAUACGAGUUCGAAUUGAACGGCAACAAAAAACAAAAACAGUUAUUAAAUGCAGCAGGCCAGGCAGAGGCUAGUGGCUUGUCAGAUUGCAGCAGGCACCUUCUAGCCAUAGCUGUAGCUGUAUCUGAAUGUGGAUUCAACGGCAAACUCGCUCCCCAGUCUCGGCGAAGCGACAACGACAACGGCAACGAGGACGACCGCAAGCUAAAUUAAAAUAAACGAAAGUGGUUUACGCAGGAUAACGAGCAAAGCUAAGAGAAAAGGGCAAGGGCAAGGGAAUGGAAAAAGGGGCUCUGGGAUUUGUGCAAACGGCGUGCGGUUUCGUGGCACGAGCACACAAGCAGGAUCCAGAUCCUGAACAGAGCCGCCAGUCAUGUAAGCGCGCCAAGCUUAACAGUAAAGCUUAAAAGACGACGACGAUUUUGGCCCUAAGUCAAAGUAACCUGUUGUUUUUGUUGUUGAUGUUGCUGUUGUAAGAGGCCUUUGCUUUUGUAUAUGCAACGACCUGCAACGAUUGCGGUCAAAAGACGCGCGUCCUGCUGCUCCUGGCGCAGAGGAGCAGGUGCAGCAACCACACAGCCAAAUACAUAUACGAUAUACAAAACAAAAACCAAAGGAAAAAAAGCAGCAGCAACAACAGCAGAAAAGGAAAACCAAAAAAUGUAUAGGCAACAAUCGAAUGUGAAUGCAAGUCAAGAGAUAUAUUCAAACUCGUAGAUGCGCGAGCUAAAGUCGCUCUAGCUGGACAAGGACGAGGGUUGAAGUAGCGCCCCUUGUGGAAACCAAUUUUUGAUUGAUCUCCUGCAGUUGGAGCUACCCAAAGUAGAAACUGUGUAAAGGCACUCGCACUCGUCCUCAUUAUUGUUACCAAGUGAGUGCAAUGAGCGCAUGCGCAUGCAGUUUCUUGAAGGAAGAAGGAAGUUGCCUCACAUCGCCUCGCCUCAGCGUAGGUAGAUCAGCAAUAACAACAACAGCAACAACAGCAAGAUCCUGCGUAUCCUGCGUCAGUUGUGCUGAAGCCGCAGCAAAAAGAACGCCAUAUGUUGCACUUCAGCUAAAGGUAAGCAGGCAGCCCAAAAGAGUCAAGAGCUCAGCUAAAUCAUUCAUUGCUGCUGCUGCUGCUGCUUCUGCUGUUGCUGGGGAGCAGCAUCAUCAGCCUCAACAUUAUCAUCAUACUUUCGUGGACUAUCCCCAAACUCGCAGCGGAACUAAAUGCCAAUCUUGACCAUGCCGGAACUGUAAUUUGAUCGACAGCACCAACAGAUAGAUAUUAGAUAGCAUCUCUGAAGUUUUUUUUCUUCCUGCCAAAUUAUAAACUAAGCCCGGCUAGAAUGAGAUUCUGCUUCCCUUUGGGUUAUUCACCCUCAACUCAACUCAACUCAGCUCGGCUUGGCUCAACAGUUGCAUUUGUUUCCUCUGCUGUGUCCUUUUUUCAGUCUUUUUUUUCGUUUUUGAGUUGCCUCUACUCCCUUUUUUGUUGCUCAUUUUUGUUGCUUCUCUGUCGCUGCUGUUCGAGUAUCCGAGCUGUGCAUUGUGUACCUGAGAUCGGGGCGCGUGCCUGCUGUCGUCGUUCAGCUCUCAGCUUAGGGCCCUGACUCUGACUCUGGCUCUGGUUCUGACUGCGGCUCUGUCUCAGUCUCGGCCUCUGCCUCGAUUUUGACCAACACAUGACGCGGCAUGUUGCCGCUACUGCUGAUGUCUCGUCCUCCCUGAACCUCUCUGCGCUCUCGUACUUCCAGUUUUUUCUCUGCUAUGUGUGUAGAAUAAACGCUUCGUGCAGCAACUGUAAUUCAGGUUUGCUUAUGCAAAUAUUUUGAUAGCACCGAGGACAGCAUCGAAGUAUCAAUGAAACGUUGUUAUAAUUGACUAAAUAACCAAAAAGCCAAAUGAUGAGAUGUGGUCUUGACUAGUAAAACUCAAAACAGGGAUUAGGGUAAUAUAUUGAUGAGUUUCACAAAACUUUUGCAAUGGUAAUGAGAUCAUGUCAACGAAGCCAUAUUUUCAACGAGUAUCUUUAUUAAAUUUAAAUGUCAAAGCAGUAAAAAGGGAAGAGAAUUUAAAAGUAACUUGGAGAGAAUCGAAGUUAU
This is a messenger RNA of Drosophila nasuta, 5896 nucleotides long. RefSeq names its product tetratricopeptide repeat protein 36 homolog. The transcript has 3 exons. The coding region runs from base 2858 to 3526 and encodes 222 amino acids. The record is from RefSeq and is a predicted model, not a curated record. Gene Ontology annotation, molecular function: protein binding. Lineage: Eukaryota; Metazoa; Arthropoda; Insecta; Diptera; Drosophilidae.